Molecule: messenger RNA, 783 nt
Organism: Pseudocercospora fijiensis CIRAD86
Lineage: Eukaryota; Fungi; Ascomycota; Dothideomycetes; Mycosphaerellales; Mycosphaerellaceae
Exons: 2
Source: RefSeq, a predicted model, not a curated record
AUCAUUGCCAUCCCGGGGCUGGGCACAAAUCCACAAGAAUGUUGGACCUGGGCAGAGAAUGCCGGUCGUUCUGAAGCUGCCACACCCGGCACCAAAGCGCGACAAUUCAACUGGAUCCGCGACGAUGAUGGCCUCGCUAAGCUCUUCCCGAAGGCCAGAGUCAUGCUAUACGAUUAUGCUUCGGCCUGGCAGGGAAAGCAUAGGGUGAGGGCCACGAUGAAGAGCAUCUGCAACUGGCUGCUCGAUGAUCUCAAGGACCAUCGAAAGAGUGGCGGCGAGAUCACUCGACCUUUAAUCUUCAUUGGACAUAGCAUGGGCGGCAUUGUGGUUGCCAAGACAUUGUGUAUGGCCAGAGCUAAGAAAGAAUAUGAGGCCCUCGUCACUUGUACAAUGGGAUGCGCCCUGUUUGGAGCACCAUUUUACGGCUCUGACAUGGCCAAAAUUGCCCUGCUCUACAGCUCGGUGUUCGGCCAUGAAGCGUAUGAAUCAUUGCUCUCAUUCAUGAAAACUGAGAAGAACGACGUGCUGGAAGAGACCACGGAAGACUUCAUAGAAAUCAGCAGCAAGCUGGUCCCGCCCAUUGAGCUGUUCUGCGCCUGGGAAAUGGAGGAGACUGCCGUAUCGUAUGCCGGAAAGGUCACCUCCAACCUGCCUGGCCUCUUGCAGCAUAAGUUUUUCAAAACAGGCGCUAAAAGAGUUAUGGAAGUUGGGCUCUCAGCCUUCGGAACCAGCACCGUCAGUCUUCAACCCCCGUCUCGACGUGACUUGCUGACAGCAAGAUAG